Bufo gargarizans (Asiatic toad) is the source of this 3012-nucleotide messenger RNA. RefSeq names its product Bardet-Biedl syndrome 4 (gene BBS4). The transcript has 16 exons. The coding region runs from base 83 to 1621 and encodes 512 amino acids. Gene Ontology annotation, biological process: protein localization to cilium; cilium assembly. Gene Ontology annotation, cellular component: ciliary basal body. Lineage: Eukaryota; Metazoa; Chordata; Amphibia; Anura; Bufonidae. The record is from RefSeq and is a predicted model, not a curated record. Gene Ontology annotation, molecular function: protein binding.
GGAGGGGUGCAUUCGCCGGAAGUGAUGUAAACUAUGUUGUCUUGGAAACUAAACCGCUUCUUUAGCCAGAUAAGCUGUCGCCAUGGCGGAGGACACCCUGACAACGGUCCCGUCUGAGUCUACAAAUGGGAGAAAACCACGUGUUAAAAAAGCUCCAGACCUACCGAUCCCCGAAAGACGCAACUGGCUCAUUCAUCUGCACUAUGUCCACAAGGAUUACGAGGCUUGUAAAGCUCUGAUUAAGGAACAGCUCCAGGCUACAGAGGGUGUCUGUGAAUACGCAGUCUAUGUGCAAGCAUUGAUCCUAAGAUUGGAGGGGAAAAUCCAGGAAUCUCUUGAACUUUUCCAAACAUGUGCAAUCUUAAAUCCAACCAGUCCAGAUAACCUGAAACAAGUAGCUCGAUCCUUGUUUUUGCUGGGGAAGCACAGGGCAGCCAUCGAGGUUUACAAUGAGGCAGCUAGACUCAAUCAUAAAGACUGGGAAAUCUGUCACAACUUGGGAGUUUGUUACAUGUAUCUGAAAGACCUCAGCAAAAGUAAAGAGCAGCUGAAUCUUGCUCUUCAGUUGCACAAGCAAGAGCUGAGCGCCAUGACCUUGGGAAAGAUCCGGCUUAUGGAGGGAGACACAGAUGGUGCUAUCCAGACCUAUUUGCAGGCGCUGCAGUUGUCUCCAGAGAGCACGGAGUUGUUAACCACACUAGGGCUCGUGUAUUUACAGAAUGGUCUAUAUCAAAAAGCGUUUGAGUACCUUGGGAACGCUCUCACGUAUGACCCCAGCAAUUAUAAGGGAAUACUAGCGGCUGGCUGUAUGAUGCAGUCUCAUGGGGAUUAUGAUGUUGCCCUCAGUAAGUAUCGUGUUGCUGCUUCUAGUGUUCCUGAGAGCUCGCCGCUAUGGAACAACAUUGGAAUGUGCUUUUAUGGGAAGAAGAAAUAUGUUGCGGCCAUCAGUUGUCUGAAGCGUGCCCUUUACCUUUCCCCAUUUGACUGGAGAGUGCUGUACAAUCUUGGGCUUGUCCAUCUCAGCAUGCAGCAGUAUGCCUCAGCCUUCCAUUUUCUGAGUGCAGCCAUCUCCCUACACCAUGGAAAUGCGACACUUUACAUGCUAUUGGCAGUGUCACUUACCUACCUGGAAGAUACGGAGAAUGCCAAGAGCUCAUAUCAGCAGGCAGCGAGUCUUGACCAGACGGACCCCCUUGUGAAUUUGAACUUUGCUAUUCUGCUCUAUAACCAGGGUGAUAAGAAGGAAGCACUGGCCCAGUACCAGGAGCUAGAGCGCAAGGUUGGCGUUCUCCGAGAGACUUCAAGUGAAUUUGACCCUGAGAUGGUUGACAUGGCACAGAAGUUGGGGGCUGCUCUGCAAGUUGGAGAGAGUCUGGUGUGGACAAAGCAGACAAAAGACCAGAAGGCAAAGCAGCGUGCAGCAGCUAAAGGUCCUAGUGCAGAGCAGACGCCAUUGGGCUCUAACCAAGCUCUAGGAAGGGCAAUGUCUUCUGCAGCAGGAUACAGUAAGGCUCCUUCCCUGCCUUCGGGGUCCACUGCUACAGUCUCAAAACCUCCAUCUCUACCACUGGAACCAGAGGAUUCUUCAAAUUCUGGUUCCACCACAGAAUACAGAAGGUGACCCUGUUAAUGCUCAUAAGAGAAACCAAGAGGCGCUCCAAUGUGUAGAAUGUCAACGCAUGGAAACGCGAAAAAACAAUUAUGCUUACCAAAGAUAGUUGUGCAGUAAUACAGACACAACUCUGCUGAAAGCAUGGUAGGUGAGUAUAAAGAUGGACCUGCCGCAGGGUCCAGACCGGAUCCUUGUAAAUUAUGGAAAGAUGCAAUAGAUAAGCGGGUACAUCCAGGGCACUGUUCCAAACUAAUAAAAUGUAUUGAAUAGAAUAAAAUAGGCCUAAUAUGAAUGCGUUUUCAGAGGCUUACAGCCUCCUUCCUCUGAUAGGUAUCUGAGGAAGGGGGCCAUACGCCCAUUUAUACUAGGUCUAUUAUAUUUAUGUUUACUUUAUUCUAUUUAAUGAACUUUUUAGUUUGGAAAAGUGCCCUGACUGUACCAGCAUAUCUAUUGCAUCUUUCCGCUCACUGCAUCUAUGAACAACUUUAACAAAUACUCAAACAAUGUAACUCAGUGCAUCUGAUUUAACUACAUAUGGUGAACAGUAACCUUUUUUAUAUUACUGAUAACAUCAAAGGGUAUGUCCACCCAGACUGCCCUGCCCCUAUGCCCCAUUAGAGCAUACGUAAAAGGUUCCCCUGCUUGAGGCCCCCCUCUAUUUGCUGUGAAAGAGCAUAUGAAAAGAACAGCCUUUCUGUGGAAGACUUGGCACUACCAUGCGUUAGUUGCUCACCUAUUGGCUUCAUUGGGUGAUCUGUAAUACUACAUCUACUUAUUAAGAUGUACGGACAGCUUCUUCCAGCAAAAACUGUUGAUUGACAGCGGUGCAAGCAGCCGAAACCCUUGUGAUCAGCUCCAGGUUUUGGGGUUGUUUAUAAGAGACAUGAGCGGUUUAUUACGUGAUCUGCUACCAAUCCAAUGUAUGUCAAACUUGGCAGACGUCCAUCGAAACAAAAAGAUUUAGAAACUGUUACAUUGGCAGUACUCUUCCAGGUCCUACUGAUGCAAGUUGGUAACAGAGCCUGGAGUUCUGGAUCCCUUGUGUGAAUGAAAGGUGACUUUCUGCAUAGCCAGGGCUGUACACAGUAGUCAACAGUAUUUCCCUCUGCUACUAAAGGAAUUUUCUUUUCAGACAAUCAUUGCUAGGUUAAAAGGGUAUGCUUCAAGAUGAUAUAUUCUAGGGUUUUAGAAAUUAAAUCAAGUACAUCAUUUUAUGGUACUGGUAGACUGUCUUAAGUGACAAUUGUAAUGUCUUAACAUUAUUGUUCAACCUGCAGUGUAAGAAACGUAACAUGUAUGGCUAGCUUAAAGGGCAUCUGUCAGCAGAUUUGUACCUAUGACACUGACUGACCUGUUACAUGUGCGCUUGGCAGCUGAAGACAUCUGUGUUGGUCCCAUGU